Molecule: messenger RNA, 1380 nt
Organism: Penicillium malachiteum
Lineage: Eukaryota; Fungi; Ascomycota; Eurotiomycetes; Eurotiales; Aspergillaceae
Product: neutral amino acid permease
Exons: 3
Coding region: 1-1380 (459 amino acids)
Biological process (GO): amino acid transmembrane transport
Cellular component (GO): vacuolar membrane
Molecular function (GO): amino acid transmembrane transporter activity
Source: RefSeq, a predicted model, not a curated record
AUGGACUCCGUGUCAGCCCAGCCUCCUGCCUAUCAUAAUGAUAAGAUUGCUCAGGAACAGAAGAACGAGCCCGGGUUUGAGGAGGACUUCAAUGCCCUCAAGCAUGGUGAAGUCUCUGAUGCCUUUGGUAAUGAGGAGUAUGCCGAGAUCAAGUAUAAGACUUUGAAGUGGUGGCAAUGCGGUCUGCUCAUGAUUUGCGAGUCUGUCUCGCUGGGUGUCCUGUCACUUCCUAAUGCAGUUGCUACUCUUGGCAUGGUUCCUGGUGUCAUCUUGAUUGUCGGCCUUGGUCUUCUCGCCACCUACACCGGAUACAACAUUGGUCUUAUGCGUGAGCGCUACCCUCACAUCCAGAACCUCGGAGACGCUGGUGAGAUCCUCCUGGGUCCCUUCGGUCGUGAACUUUUCGGUGCAGGCCAAUUCCUGUUCUGCAUUUUCGUCAUGGGUAGUCACAUCCUCACCUUCCGUGUGAUGAUGAACACCAUCACCGAUCACGGCACCUGCUCCAUUGUCUUCGCCCUCGUCGGCAUGCUUAUCUCCCUGGUUCUUUCCAUCCCCCGUACCAUGAAGGGAAUGACCUGGAUCUCCUUCGCCUCCUUCAUCAGUAUCUUCAGCGCCGUCAUGAUCACCAUGAUCUCCGUUGGUGUCGAAGACCACCCUGGCCGUAUCAUCCAAGCUACCACUGAAACCACCCUCUACACCGCAUUCCAGGCCGUCUCAAACAUCGUCUUCGCCUACUGCGCCCACGUCGCCUUCUUCGGUCUGAUUUCGGAGAUGGAGUCUCCCCAGGAUUUCAAGAAGUCCCUUUUCAUGCUCCAGGGUUUCGAAAUCUCUCUGUACUUGACCGCCGCCGUUGUCAUCUACUACUACGUCGGCAGUGACGUCCAAUCACCCGCCCUUAGCGCCGCCGGUCCCUUAAUGAAGAAGGUCGCUUACGGUAUCGCCAUCCCCACUAUCGUCGGUGCAGGUGUUGUGAACGGCCACAUUGGUCUGAAGUACAUUUACUUCCGUCUUUGCGCCAAGUCCGAUCUUAUUCACCAGCGCAGCUUCAAGUCCAUCGCUAUCUGGAUUGGUCUCGGUGUCACCUGCUGGGUUGUUGCCUGGAUCAUCGCUGAAGCUAUCCCUGUUUUCAGUGAUCUGAACUCUCUGAUUAGUGCCCUGUUCGCUUCUUGGUUCAGCUACGGUCUUAGCGGUAUUUACUGGUUGCACUUGAACAAGGGACAGUGGACUUCUUCGCCUCGCAAGAUCGCUUUGACUAUUCUCAAUGUCGGCAUUGCUAUCUUUGGUCUGGCACUUUGUGUGCUGGGUCUUUAUGCUUCUGGUACUGCUAUUCAUGAUGAUUCUAGCAGUGCUAGCUUCAGUUGCAAGAACACUGAUACUUAG